UCUGUUAAAAAAAAAGUCUAUUAGCUGCGCCUAAUCAGUCUCUGUGUGCGCAACCACACGUAAACUCGCAUCUUUUCAACUGCUCUGUGUUUUAUAUAUAUACAAAGGGACUUGGUGAUCUCAUCUCAGUGUAGCUUUUAAGCUUUCGAAGAUAGAUAACCCAAUUGAAGAAGAAACCAAAGUCUUUUCCCUCAGAAUCUCUUACCUUCUCAGGUUUCUCUCUCUCCUUCACGGGUUUCCCUAAAUUCUCGUCCUUUUUGUGCGAAAAAGUUUUGUAAUAUGACAGGAGGAGGAGCUAUGUCUCUUUUAUCCAAGUUACGGUGUAUCACAGUAGAUGUUACAGGCACACUCAUAGCUUACAAAGGAGAGCUUGGUGAUUACUAUUGUAUGGCUGCUAAAGCCAUUGGCUUGCCCUGUCCUGAUUAUAAACGUGUCCACGAAGGUUUCAAACUUGCUUACACAGACAUGGCUCAAAAGUAUCCUUGUUUUGGUUUCUCUGCUAAAAUACCAAACGUUGUUUGGUGGAAAACCGUUGUCAGAGAUUCAUUUGUCAAGGCUGGAUAUGAGUAUGAUGAGGAGACGUUUGAGAAAGUAUUUAAACGAAUCUAUUCAACGUUUGGUUCUGCUGCACCUUACUCUGUGUUUCAAGAUUCUCGACCUUUCUUGAGAUGGGCACGCCAGAAAGGUCUUAUAGUUGGACUUGUUAGCAACGCUGAGUAUCGAUAUCAAGAAGUUAUUUUACCUGCCUUAGGUUUGAACAAGGGAGAGUGGGAUUUUGGUGUGUUCUCUGGUAUUGAAGGGGUAGAGAAACCAGAUCCGAGAAUUUACAAGUUGGCGUUAGAGAGAGCUGGGAACAUUGCUCCUGAAGAGGUUUUGCAUAUUGGAGAUAGUAUGCGUAAAGAUUAUGUUCCGGCAAAGAGUAUUGGGAUGCAUGCUUUGUUGCUUGAUAGGUUUAAGACAGAAGCUGCUAAAGACUGGAGGGAAGCUGGAGCUAUUGUGCUUCCUGAUUUGGUUGCUGUUCAACAGCUUUUGGAGUCUGAUAAGUUGAAAUGUUAA
Eruca vesicaria subsp. sativa (arugula) is the source of this 1056-nucleotide messenger RNA. NCBI's taxonomy places the organism in Eukaryota, Viridiplantae, Streptophyta, Magnoliopsida, Brassicales, Brassicaceae. The record is from the annotation of a GenBank genome assembly.